AUGUUGUUCCUGAUAUCGGACAAAUUUGAAAACAUCACAGGUCCCUCAGAACUCCCGAACUCGACCAAGAUACUACGAAAGAAAGCCACAAACCAUGAGUUCCAAUGCUGAUUAGUGGUUGCUCAAGGACCUGAUUCUUAAGCCCCCACUCGUGUCGGCAGGUUCUACUUCAGGAGUAUUGUACAUGUAUUUUUUGCUUGGCGCUAAGAGACCUACCAGCUCUAAUGUUAAUCUGCCUUUGUGACAUCACCUGGAAAAGAAGGAAUGUCGCUCCUUUACGAGAGCCCAAAACCUUAUCAUAGAUGACAAUUUGAGCAGUCUGAGUAAGACUAUUUCCGUUUUGAAAUAUGAGACUUUUGGAUUUUUCCCAAGGCUGCACGAGGACGAAUGUCUCUAAUAGUGAUAAAUAUAAGGCUCAGCCAAUGCCAUGGAAGAACAAAAAGCGAUUUAUAGGCAGAAUGGCAUUACCGACAAAGACAAGGGAGGCUGGAAUGGCCAUUUCUGGAUUAUUAGCCGUCGUCAGCCAGUCAUACCCAACCCCCCCGAAGUGUGGAACACCCGAGGCUCCAACUCGCGACCUGUUAGUUAGAGAUCCAACGCCUCUAACUACUGGGCCACGAGCCCGUUGCCCUGUCGGUUUCGAUCGGAAAUAUACAAUAUACAAGGCGAUUUGUGAGUCAAACGGCUUACGCCCGACAUUUAAAACCUACGCGUAAGUCCACCGUCAGGGGAAAAGUAUGGCGUACAGUCAAAUUAAAGUCCAAACUUGUCUCCGCCAGAAUUAACUCCAUAUUUGAUUGUUAGGUCAGAAGACUUGCUGUCCCUGGUGAUUGAUCAGUCUUCAUCUCUGGGGCAUAAUUCUACUUUCGAUGGAGCGGCGAUUUCGAACCAAGCGACUGUCCAGAUCUCACCGAAACUGCAGUAAACAUGACCUUCAUGCUGUAAAUUAGUCCACAGACAUGUCGGUCUGACACCCUGAGAGUACAAAGUAACAGUCCUGUCAAAGACCACUCUUGACGAAGCUGAGUUGGAAUCUAAUUGGGCUGCUCAUUUGCACCUGGUCAUGACGAUGGAUACAACCGAGAGUUCAGAAGACGAAGAUGCGAUCACUGGAACAAGAAAUUUAUUGGCCUGACGUUUCGGAUUCUCACUCGAAUCGAGAGUUUGAACCGAGGGUUUGAAACGUGAGACAAAUGUGCAGUUGGAUCCAGGAAUUGCCUUCCCCUCAUCUUCUGCAGAUGUGUAUAAGCGGAACGUUCCUCAAUUCGGUAGUGCGCAUGAAUCAGCGACUCCGUAAAAAGGAGCUCAGCUCAGCUCGCCACAUCAAUCAGUUUUUGGCUAUUUGUUAUGUUUCAGCCCUAAACCAGUCUCUUUCUCUAACCAGCGAUGCGUCUGGGACUCAGAUGUCCGACUCUAAUUGUGAAGAGGAUUCCUUUUUUGCUUCCAGACAUCCGUUGUAUUGUCUUUUAUUGUCCCUCUGUCUCAGUCCUUUCCAAUCGAUACCAAUCUCCAAAGGCUAUUUUCGGUGGACGGGUAGAUUACUGGAUAAACCCUUUACGACGCGGAGCCUACUUCUGAUUUAACAGCAGCAAAGUUUCUUCGACAAAACGGUCAAACAUCUGAGAUUUAAAUCCUUAAGUCCCUUCCUGGCUGUUUUUUGGUCAAGAUACAGCAUUGAAGAUAUACCUCACUUGCUCAGUAGAUUCUCAUAUUCAGACUGCUAGUGGACCUCUUUAGUGUAAUUAAAAUCUUCGAAUCUUAUACUGCGUCACAGCGUUUGGAGUAUGUUUGUCAACCGUGUAAAUUCUAUCAGAAUGGAGCACCUUCUCCAAAUUUUCAAUGGAAUCAAACUUUUUUGUCUCCCGCCUAUUGUAGACCAAAGUCAAACUAGACGACUUCGAAAACGACACGUUCCGAGUCAGCGGCUGAAAUUUGGACGGUUCAUAAAUCCCCGAUCCAACGACAGACAGACUAUUCAUAUUGACCCAACUGUGAAGAACUCGGCGCCUUGCUGGGAUUCGAACCCACGACAGUAAGGUGAAGGCUUUAGUACAGCGAACGCUUUAACCACCCGAGCUACGAGGCCCCGCCGGACGACGCGAGUUUUAUCACAGGCUAUUAGCAUGGGGAGGUGGGGACACAACCGGGGGGGGAGACUGAAAAGGGAGUGAAAUACGAGGUACGUUGGCGAAGAGAAAAAACAAAGGAUGCCAAAAACUAGAACCAGACACCACGCUUAACAACAUGGUUCUGCGAACUUCAUCCCGAACAUUAAUAUAGCUAUUGCCUCCAUGAGGACGAAACUGUAACCCCAUACGUGCCAAUCCGGCUACGGUAUGAACCGGAAUUCACUCAACGUCGCCCGGAAUCUGUUAAUAUGCUAUCAAAUCACAACUUAAUAUUAUUGUUUUCCCCUGCGUCCACAUCAUCGCUUAAGUAUUUUGAAUACCCUCAUUAUUUCUAGACGACUUCUCAUAACCCCGCUUACUAAUAUUAUAGUGAAUAGCACAAGGUAGUUUCCUCUACAUAACUGGUCAGCCUUCUUGAGAUUUAGCUUCUAAGUAUCGGGAACGUUCAGAAAACUGGUGUUUAUGGAAUUUCUCGUAAUGAAGGCGAAAUUUCGAGUUCCAGGUGUAUGCAUAAGUGAACAAGAAGAAGAAGAAGAAGGAGAAGAAGAAGAAGAAGAAGAAGAAGAAGAAGAAGAAGAAAAAGAAAAAGAAGAAGAAGAAGAAGAAGAAGAAGAAGAAGAAGAAGAAGAAAAAGAAGAAGAAGAAGAAGAAGAAGAAGAAGAAGAAGAAGAAGAAGAAGAAGAAGAAGAAGAAAAAGGAGGAGGGUUCGAGCACCACAACAUUCCUCGUAACGUUCGCACAAAUACGUUUGUAGUGUCUAGUUAGUUAGUUAGUUAGUUUUCGGGGCCUGCUGCCGAGAUAGGUCAAGCAUUCAACAUUUAGUUCAUCAUUCUAUGAAUUCCAGGAUGCCUAUUCAUAGCAAAAAGAGGAGUAGUAGGAAACUUGCUUCGGAAAAUAUACCCGUAGAAAGUAGGCAAAAAAACUUCGUAGAAUGGCAUUGCCGACAAAGACAGGGGAGACUAGAAUGGCCAUUUCUGGAUUAUUAGCCGUCGUCAGCCAGUCAUACCCAACUCCCCCGAAGUGUGGAACACCGAGGCUUGAACUUGCGGCCUGUUAUUUAGAGAGCCAACGCCUCUAACUACUGGGCCACGAGCCCGUUGCCCUGUCGGUUUUUCAAUCGGGAAUAUACAAUGGUAGGGGGCGCUCAUCGAUCGUUCUUACGGAACUCACUCGUUCCGUUGUGCCUUACGGAAAAGGGAGAAAUUAGGCUGAUUUAUGACGUCCCAAAUUAGCACUUAGAACUGCCGUCAGCAGUGUGGAUAGCACAGAAGUGCAUCAAUAUUAAAUACACAAUUUGGUAUUCUAAAGACAGUAAGGCAAAUGUCCAUAUGCGGAAAUAUCUUCCAGCUGCGAUGCCCGCAUGUCCGGGAAGAUGAGGCGCUGCCAACACUCAACUGUCCAUUGUUCUGAAGUUUGGAAAACACGCAAACUUCCACCCUCUGAUGAUAUGGUAACACACCUCUCACAGCUGUUGAGGUUGGCUCUGGCUAUAGCGGCCGUGUGAUUUUUUACCGUAAUGACAACGCAGGCAUGAUAUCAUGCGCCGCUGGGCGGCUGCUGGUUGGGCUCGAGAGAGAGCCCGUAAGGCAAAACGGAACGAAUGACUUCCGUAUGAACAAUCGGUGAGCGCCCCCUACCACCAAAAAACUUCGUUUCCGAAAUGAUAGCAAAUGCAGAACUGUCUUUCAGGAAAAGUACUUCGUCUCUCCAAAUAUCAAAUGCCAAAGACACAGGAUCCUACAAUAAGUUAUGAUGACUCAAAUCCCGUCCUAUCAUUAUGAAAAUAAGUAAUUGACCUCAGACAAGCAAAGACACUAAUAAAGAAAACGCAUGUACCUAAACUACUUAGUAAGAGAUUCAUUUGUCAUCGAGAAAAACACAGGCCGCUGGACCACAAAAGAACACAAAAAAACAUUUCUAUUUGGAUCAAAUUGGCGAAACUUUAUAUGUACGCAGCAGGGGAAUCCCAUGCGCAGGUAUCUGCCAACAAUUCAAGAUUAAGGACUUGACUAUGGAUCAUAGGAAAAGUCAACGCGACGCCAAAAACCGUGUGAUAACUAACUCCAGAGCGUGAAAGAAGUUAGCGUCAAAUGCUUUACUACAGUUGGUCAAGGACACUUCAACUACACAAUUUCACUUAGUACUAACGAAUACGAAACAAAUGAGUACACAGUUCGGCCUCUCAUUCACCAUACCCAUUUGACAAAAUUUGCAAUCCUAACGGCCCCUUUCGGAAUGAAAAUAGCUGUGACUACCAGUUACGCUGGUGAGGUCCCGGCAAUCCUCAUUUCGUUAUGUUCGCCCAGAGAAAAGCAUAUGUUGAGGACUUUAGAGAUCCAAGGCAAAACGGGGCGUCCCUAUUCAGGCCUGGUAGCGGAAUAGAUGAGGGAACGUAAAUUUGAAGGUGCUUUAAAUAUUCAAGAUCUCGGUCGACACCACAUACGGUCAAAGCUCAAUCGUACGUCGCUUAACUCAGUAAUCAAGGAGUUCGGUGUCUCACCUGCACGGGGUUAUAGUAUGGAUGGCCGAGGACAUUAAAUAAGUUAACAAUGGUCAUUUGCGUCUUCUUUUUGAUUGUCGUUUACGUUCCUCUGCUACUGAGGCCCUCAUUCACCUAGUAACGCCGAGCAAAAAUUGUAGUCCAUAUUCACAAGCACACAUUAAUCCUGUCCACAGUCCACAAGUUCAUCAUCCAUGUAACUGUGUUGGCCUGAUGAUGAAUACCGAAAACAUACGCUUGCCAAUUGACUUUUCAAUUGGGUGGUAUACUGAGAAAAUAGCGAUUCCACUAGUAGCCAUUCGUCUGUAAUAUGAAGCUGCGUUGGCGGCCCCACCGAUGACAACAAAGCAGCCUUCUACCGUAGUCGCCGCCUUGUGCAACAGCGGCUCGCAAGGCCGAGGAGAUCCAAGGAUACGCGGAUCGCAACCAAUGGAAGAACUUCUUCUCCACAAUCAAGGUUGUCUACGGUCCGCAAACCAAAGCCACUGAUCCUCGUCUCAGCGCCGACGGCAGUACCCUGCUCGCUGAGAAGACAAAAAUUCCACAGCGAUGGACCGAGCACUUCAGAGGUGUCCUCAACCGUCUCUUCACAAUCUCCGACGCCGCCGCCGUUUGCCCCAAUUAG
Messenger RNA from Spirometra erinaceieuropaei, 5254 nucleotides. The record is from the annotation of a GenBank genome assembly. Lineage: Eukaryota; Metazoa; Platyhelminthes; Cestoda; Diphyllobothriidea; Diphyllobothriidae.